AUGCCCAAAGAUGAUGUGGAGGAGUCACUCGUUGAACAAAAACAUCAUAAAAUUAUUGUCAAAUCUCCCGGUCGACGAAAGUUGAAAUGUUACAAUGACGGAUUAAUCAUUAGUAUUUGCAUUUUCCUUCUUCUCGUUGGCUUAGCAAUUUCAUUGUUGGUUUAUGUGAAAAGUCAUCCUGGAUGGGUUGAUGGUCUAAUAUCGCACAGUUACGAUGAUCGAAAGCAUCAUCAGGACAUGGUCGAUCGGAUAAAUGCUGAACAAAAUUUGUGGAGGGCAAAAUACAAUCCAAGUGCCGCUCGUCUGAAAGAUGUGCAACCAUAUGAAAUCGACGAUGAGAAAAUGUUGGAAAGGCACCGGAACGAGACAAGUGAAGAGGCUUUGCAGGAUACGAAAACUCAUCUCAUACAACUGUUGGGCCUGAGGGAUCAUCUACCGAAGACAUUCGACGCGAGAAGGCGGUGGCCCGAUUGUCAGUCGAUGCGUCAAAUUCUCGAUCAAGCCGGGUGUGGAUCUUGUUGGGCAGCUUCCGCCGCAUCGGUGAUGUCCGACAGGAUAUGCAUAGCUUCAAAUGGAAAACGACAAAUACAAAUCUCGGUCGAGGAUCUCUUGGCAUGUUGUCCACACUGUGGAGGUUGUCUUGGCAGUCUGCAUUCGAUCUCUCCAUUUAUCCAUUUCAAAGAGCAUGGGAUUGUGACAGGUGGUGAAUUCAACUCAAAUGUUGGCUGCAAGCCCUACUCUUUUCCGCCAAAUUGUGGCAGUCCUUGUUCACCGAGCAAUUUUGACUUAUCGAGAACUCCAAAAUGCAGCAAACAAUGUCGUCCUGAUUAUGAGAAAACUUAUGAAGAAGAUUUGAUCAGAGCCAGCCAAGCCUAUUGGGUUUGGGCAGAUCGAUCCUUGUUUGAUGUGGCCACAACGGAAAAGAUGUGGCCAUGGCAGUUAAAACUUCAUCUUCAGGACAAGUAUAGCGAAGAGCUGAUCAAACGCGAGAUCUACCACUUUGGCCCCAUUCAAGCCUGUAUGACCAUCCAUGAACAGUUUCAACACUAUGAAUACGGAAUCUACUCAAGUGAAACUUUCUCCAAUGUCAUUUAUGGUCAUUGUAUGAAAUUGUUGGGAUGGGGUGAACAAGAUGGAAAAGAAUAUUGGCUAUACGCGAACUCGUGGGGGAAAAGCUGGGGAGAGAAUGGUUUUAUACGAAUCAAUAUGAAAGACGCUAUAUUGCACGCCUCGGCUGGACUUUUA
This is a messenger RNA of Mesorhabditis belari, 1245 nucleotides long. NCBI's taxonomy places the organism in Eukaryota, Metazoa, Nematoda, Chromadorea, Rhabditida, Rhabditidae. The record is from the annotation of a GenBank genome assembly.